UUUACUAUAGAAAUCUUUCCUCCACUGACACCAGAUACUCUUUUCUCCACUGACAGUAGUGAUCAUCCAGCACUGCAAGGGUUUAGACCAGAGCCUGCGACUGUGGAGCAUUGGUACAUGUACACAGAUCAUCAGAGCACUGAUGAUCAGUGUGCCCUGAUGAUCUGUGUAGCCCCAGCAGUGCCACCUGUCAGUGUCCAUCAGUGCCAGCUCUCAGUGCUCAUCCAUGCCACCUGCCAGUGCCCAUCAGUGCCACAUAUCGAUGUCUACCAGUGCACAUCAAUGUCACAUAUCAGUGCCCAUCUGAGCUGCCUUUCAGUGUCACCCAUCAGUGCCAGUCAGUGCCACCUAUCAAUGCCAAUCAGUGCCACCAAUCAGUGCUGCCAAUCAGUG
Molecule: messenger RNA, 393 nt
Organism: Staurois parvus
Lineage: Eukaryota; Metazoa; Chordata; Amphibia; Anura; Ranidae
Source: the annotation of a GenBank genome assembly